AUGGCCACGAGGAAUGUUGAAUCUGGGAGGGAUGCGCUCCCCCCCUCGGGACCGGUCUACAAGGUCUACAAGCGACGAUUCUGGGGUUUGAUCCAGCUGGUACUGUUGAACAUUGUCGUCAGUUGGGAUUGGUUGACCUUCUCCUCGAUAUCGACCACCGCUGCCGAGCACUUCAAGGUCUCCGAGAGCGCCAUCAACUGGAUGAGCACCGGCUAUCUCUUUGCCUUUUGCGCCGCCAGCCCCGUCGUCAUCUUCACCCUCAACAAAGGCGGCCCCAAGCCCGCGAUCAUCAUCACCUCCUCUCUGCUGCUGGCCGGCAAUUGGAUCCGAUAUGCCGGCACGCGAGCUCGCGGCGGGAUGUUUGGGGUGGCCAUGUUCGGCCAGAUCCUGAUCGGCCUGGCGCAGCCAUUCUGUCUCAGUGCACCGACACGGUACAGCGACCUCUGGUUCUCCGAUCGAGGACGCACGAGCGCGACGGCCGUGGCGACGCUCGCCAACCCCCUCGGCGCAGCUCUGGGUCAACUCAUCGACUCGUUCUGGGCCACCGAGCCGGACGACGUCCCCAACAUGGUGCUGUACAUCUCGAUCAUCGCAACAAUCGCCUCACUCCCGUCCUUCAUCCUCCCCUCUGCACCACCGACCCCGCCCAGCGCCUCGUCCGCCAGCCACCAGAACACCAACAACACAAGCGAGCCAACCCCACUCCUCCCAACCGUCACGCAGCUCCUGCGCACCCUCGAAUUCUACCUCAUCCUGAUCCCCUUCUCCAUCUACGUAGGCUUCUUCAACAGCGUCUCCUCGCUCCUGAACCAGAUCCUCAGCCCCUACGGGGCCAGCGAGACCGAAGCCGGGAUCGCGGGGGGCAUCCUCAUCGUCGUGGGCCUGCUGGUCUCGGCGCUCAUCUCCCCGAUCACCGACCGGUACAAGCACUACCUGGCCACGAUCCGCAUCCUGGUCCCCAUCGUCGCGGCCUCGUACAUCGGGCUCAUCUUCGCCCCGGCCAGCAGCGCAGGCAUUGGCCCCACGUACGCCGUGUGCGCCCUGCUGGGCGCCUCCUCGUUCGGCCUGCUGCCCGUCGUGCUCGAGUUCCUCGUCGAGAUCACCUACCCGUUCUCCCCGGAGGUCGGGAGCACCCUCUGCUGGACGGGCGGGCAGCUGCUGGGCGCCGUGUUCAUCCUCGUGCAGGACGCCCUCAAGGCCGGGAAGCACGCCACUCCGCCGGAGAACAUGCGGAACGCGCUCAUCUUCUCCGCCGUCGUGGCGGCCGUGGCGGCCCCGCUGCCGCUGUGCAUCGGGUUGUUUGGCCGGGACGUGCGCCGCAGGCGGCUGGAUGUGGAUCGCGGGGUGGAUCUGGGGGAGGUCGUCGGGGACGAUGAUGAGACCAUUGACAACGACGCGGACGCGAGCCGUCGCGGGGAUACAGCCGGCAGUGCGGGCGAGAAAGGAAAGUCCCGAUUCAAGUGGUCGGUCUCCUCGAGACAGUGA
Messenger RNA from Aspergillus japonicus CBS 114.51, 1485 nucleotides. RefSeq names its product putative cell surface receptor/MFS transporter (FLVCR). Gene Ontology annotation, cellular component: membrane. Bases 1 to 1485 code for a protein of 494 amino acids. The transcript is spliced from 4 exons. Gene Ontology annotation, molecular function: transmembrane transporter activity. Lineage: Eukaryota; Fungi; Ascomycota; Eurotiomycetes; Eurotiales; Aspergillaceae. Gene Ontology annotation, biological process: transmembrane transport. The record is from RefSeq and is a predicted model, not a curated record.